UGGGGGCAGAGAGAGAGAGAGAGGAGGGGGGGAGUCAGUCAGAUAUGAUGGUCUGGGCUGAGUGUCGAAAGUGCGCGCUGUGUGCGAGGCGGAGCGCGAGGCCGUGCGGACCGGGCGGGCGAUGGCGGAAGAUGGGCGCCGCCUCCAGUGAGCAGUGCAUCUAUGACAGACUGGCCGACAGUGUGGAGGUGCUCCGCCGGUCCGGGGAGAGGUAUGGCAUGUCCCAGGGCGACAUCGAGAACUUCAUCGUCCACAUCCUGGAGACCAACGAGCCGCAGCGGGAGGCGCCGCGGCACCCCAGGCUCCUGACGGCGGCCAAGAUUGUGGUUGCACUGGGGCUUCUCCUGUUGACUGCCUACUCCUUCAUCAGCCCAUACGGUAGAUCGCAUUACCAGCACGCGGUAGCAGAAACCCAAAACUGGCGAUGUCCAAUCAUUGGCCAUAUCCGUCUCUUUUGCCUCCCAAUUGCCAAAAAGUACAAUCUAGAAGGGUUUCAUGAAUGGGGAUGUUUUGGUUGCAAGCGAACAUACUCCCAGCUGCUAACCAACUGCACGGAAUGCGCUGCCUUGACCACUAUCGGACGAGUGAGCGACUUAACGCAUAUCUCCAAGUAUAACCACCGAAUCGUACAACCAGUUGUAAUUGAGAGUGGAUCAACGGUGUCACUAUCAUAUGAAGAUCUGAAACGCUUACAUUCCAAAUACAAGGAGUUCAUGGAUGUAUACGGUGCAGUUGACAGUGAAGCAACUGAAAACUCAUACGUCUUUCCAGAAGAGGAAUCCAACCUAAUUGUUCACUGGAAAACCCAGCACCUAAAUGGGAUGCAUGUCUUACGAGCACUUUUUCCAAACUCUAGCUUGUUGCCUUUUGAAAAUAAAGUCUCACUGAAGAAGUGCUUAAUAACACCAACCCGCGGUUCUGCUGUUCAGCUCUUGGCUCACCAACUUCAGGUUGGACACAGUUGGCUCUCUGUGGGUGGAGGUAACCUCAAUCUUCAUAUUGAUGCUUCUGAGCAAUGUGCUGAGAAGUGUGGCCCCUUUUCCGUUCAGCUGGGAGAAGGUGACAUUGUUUAUGCGAAUUCGAAGUAUUGGAGGAUGACCAUUUCACCAGCUGGGGAGCAAACAGUCAUUGUAUGCAUUGGAUCUGUCUGACUGAAGAUGCCCUUGAUGAUACCAAAUGACUGCAUCACAUGUACAGGUGUUAGCUAUGCAUCUUUUGAAAAUCCAUGUUAUUUGCAUCCGCAUUUGGGGCCAGACACCUAUUCUAAAUUGACCGAUUCUGUAUUGACGCAGUAUCCUUUUGAACAUUCUGCUUAAGUUGCACUUCACAACUGCCCAAAUGAAACUGACACCAUUGCCUAUUUCAUAACCUCAAUAUAGGUUCCUGCACCAGUUCUUGGGUUUGUUAUUUUCUGUUACUUUCUCUUUGUUUACAGAUGAUGCAGAAAAACCUGGUUGCUAUGAUGUCCUUAUAUUGAGGCUAGUGAGAAGUCUAGGUUUUUUUUUAUUCGACCAUAUUGGCACCAUUAUAGACACAUGAUCUGGGCUAAAUUAUCUUUAACGUUUUCAGGAAGAAAUGACUACUACUUGUCAUUUAAUUUAGAUGACAAACUGAAGAAAAUAUAGUAAUUUUAAAACAAUGAACAAAAGGGUAUUUGAGUUUUUUUUAUAUGUGCGGGGGGGAAUAGAUUGUAAAUAUGUUCUCCCCCUAAACAGGAGAUAAUGGUACAGCACUUGUUACUUUGCUUAAAGCACAGUCCGUGUAAUUAUGUUUAAAAUUAUGUUAUGUGACUUUUACUUGGAGUUCUCAUCUAUGGAACAUGGUGGUUUGAAAAACUUACUUUAAACAUGCAACCAUGUACAUAUUUUCCAAAUGGAACUUUGUAAAAUGUUACUUUGUGUACAUAUAAUAUAUUUGUAUAUCUGUAAAGGAAUCUUUGCAAUAUCUUGCCUUUGAUUUCAACAGGCAAAGACCUUAAAUCCAAAAGUAAUUGUUACAUAAUGUUUAAACAACUUAUGCAAAAUAAAAUAUAUGUGAGUUGCCAUAAUUUAUUCUAUUUUCCCUCUCUUCCCUUUGUUUCCCUUUUUAUCUCCUUUUAAAUUUUUGAAAAAUUCCUUUUACUACCCUAUACAUAUAAAUGUAUUAUGAGCUGGCUGAUAUUCCUUUUAUUCCUACAACAAUUCUACAUUAAAAACAAGUUUAUUAUUUA
This is a messenger RNA of Callorhinchus milii (elephant shark), 2209 nucleotides long. RefSeq names its product chromosome unknown C6orf89 homolog (gene cunh6orf89). The record is from RefSeq and is a predicted model, not a curated record. Gene Ontology annotation, cellular component: Golgi membrane; nucleolus. Bases 45 to 1151 code for a protein of 368 amino acids. The transcript is spliced from 7 exons. NCBI's taxonomy places the organism in Eukaryota, Metazoa, Chordata, Chondrichthyes, Chimaeriformes, Callorhinchidae.